UCAAACAAACAAACACCUACCUUGUGAUUCUCGGAUUGUCUGACUUGGGAAGAGGAAUAUCCUUUCAGGGACACCGAGUAGAUACUGAGUACUGAGAUACAUGCUAACCGUACUAGUACUACUCCGUGCCAAGGCCCAUGGCAUGCAGCGAGGAGUUGUCAAGUUCGAGAUAGUGGGACUACGGAGUACAUAAGGCAGCCAAACGAGAUAAGCAUAAAUGCCAUAGCAUAAUUAAAUAUACUGGAUCAUGACUAAUCCAUUGUCCGCAUAAUACUGGGUCCUAUCCUCUAGCUCCUUGUGUGCAAGCUCCAAAUAUAGCCAGCCACAUCCCCAGCCACAUCCCCAGCCCCCUGAGUCCCAUCCCACCGCCUAUCAUUCACCACGUCAUGUGAAAAUGGCACGUGAGCCAGCUCACCUCCCCGAGGGCUGUUCUCGUGGGGAGUACCUCGUCUUUCUUCCUGCAUAUUAUCAGUGGACCUUGCCUUUCCAGCUCCUAAUUUUGGAGUCACACAAAUCGUACAUACCACGAGCUCGACCUGAUCCUCUAUACUCGGUGUGGACAAGUCCAGUUUCAUCGUUAAGCCCUGAUAUGGUCACCAUGUUCGGCCGACUCACCCAUUACGCUUUUGACGCUGUCCUCUUCUCUGCCUUUCUGGCAGGUGUGAAGCGUUCGACUGGUCUUACCCCCAGUCUCGACUCCGACAAAAUCACCGACAACAAGGACUUCAAGAAAUGGAUCGAUAGUUAUCUCGGUGUUGGCGAGUGGGUGAUGGAUCAGUCCGUUGCCGUCCUGGGUUCCACCAGCUAUUUCGAGCGCAGGCGGUGAUUUAUCUACUCCGGAUUAUCCGGAUAAAUCGGGGCGACGCUUCGGAUUGAUUCACUUGAUACCGGAGGUACGCUCUGUGUUUUCCCUAAGUCAGCUUGGGACAUCAUGUCGAGAGAGUGCGUGUCUUGUAAAAAAAAUAUCAAGAGAGCCGUCGUGACUGAAAUUUGGGCGUCCUGCAUAGCGGCUUGAAUUACGAUUGAUGAUUACCUUGUCCUUUAUAUGGUCCGGUAUGGGGGACCGUGGCGUUAGGAACUCUCACCUUGGCUGUAUACCUUGGUUUCAGUUUGGCAUUAUAUUCGCUUUACAUGGGUCCCCAUUCUGCUCUCCCGAGUAUACUCGCUUGUACAUAAGGUUACCGGCCCCGGUAGUUCAAGCUGCCCUGUUUCGUCGCGCUGUCCGGGGAAUGAUUAUGCCUUUUUUUCCUCC
Messenger RNA from Aspergillus caelatus, 1252 nucleotides. Its product is annotated as DUF1748 domain-containing protein. Gene Ontology annotation, cellular component: cytoplasm. The transcript has 4 exons. The record is from RefSeq and is a predicted model, not a curated record. Bases 395 to 826 code for a protein of 143 amino acids. NCBI's taxonomy places the organism in Eukaryota, Fungi, Ascomycota, Eurotiomycetes, Eurotiales, Aspergillaceae.